Molecule: messenger RNA, 384 nt
Organism: Aureobasidium namibiae CBS 147.97
Lineage: Eukaryota; Fungi; Ascomycota; Dothideomycetes; Dothideales; Saccotheciaceae
Exons: 3
Coding region: 1-384 (127 amino acids)
Source: RefSeq, a predicted model, not a curated record
AUGUCGAAAAGAUUGAUCGCUCCCGCACUAGCCACCGUCUGCGGAAUUGCCACAGGCAUCUCGGUAUUCCAACCAGAGUUUCAGAAGCAAGCAGCAGAAAGAGAAGGAAAGAAUGUAGAGGAAUUCCAACAAGCACACGGUGGAGCCAUCCCACCAACAAAACAUGACCCUGCGAUUCCAGCCGUAGACAACGACAGAUCCAUCGGAGCAGAAGUAAAACAACACCUUCAAGAAGCAAAAGAGGAGGCCACAUCAACGAUACAACACGCUAAGGAUCAUGCAAAGACAGAAGUUGCUCCCAAGAAGGCUUGGUGGGGCCUAGGUUUCUUUGGAGCCAGUCAAGGUGGUGAGGAGAGUCCGAGGGAGAACGGCAAGACGAAUUGA